This is a messenger RNA of Arachis duranensis, 774 nucleotides long. Its product is annotated as glycine-rich cell wall structural protein 2. The transcript has a single exon. Lineage: Eukaryota; Viridiplantae; Streptophyta; Magnoliopsida; Fabales; Fabaceae. The record is from RefSeq and is a predicted model, not a curated record. Bases 150 to 578 code for a protein of 142 amino acids.
CCCAUGCAUUGUGUCCACCCUCGUGUCAAACCUCACAAGAUUCACAACACAACCCACUACUGCUUUUACUUUCCAACAAAACACACAAAAAGAAAAACCCUACUUUUGUCACAAUAUAUUACUAUAUCUCAAGACAAAGCCAAAACACAAUGCUAUCAUUCAACACUCUCUUUCUUGUUUUCUUGAUUGUUUCCCCGGCCGUGGCCGGAGGACACGGCGGAAGAAAACUCUUUUGGGACAUGUCAAGUGGUAGGGCACCCUCCUCAGGGACACCUAACGGUGCCUCUGGGUCAGGUCAUGGUCCAAAUUGGGACUACAGUUGGGGAUGGGGAUCCGCACCCGGGGCAGGAUGGGGGUAUGGCUCCGGAUCGGGCCGCUCCCCAACAGGUUUGGGUAGAGGCUUCGGAUAUGGGUUCGGAUCUGGGACUGGAUCCGGAUCCGGGUACGGAUAUGGAUUCGGAAGUGGCGGAGCUCAUGGAGGUGGAUAUGGGUCAGGAAGUGGUUCUGGUGGUGGUGCAAACAACGGUAACCGAUCACCAAAUUCAGUAUCUCGGGACAGAACCAACCAUCAUGGCUAAAUUGAUUGGCUCCUACUAUAUAGUUCAUAGUAUGAUAGUAAAAUAUUUACUAUAUAUAUAUAUAUUUUGCAUGUGUGAGAGUGCUUGGUGUGUAUGCAUGAAAAAGCUAGUUAGCUAUAUGAAAGCUUUGAAAUUGCUCUAAACCUAAUGAAAAAAUUAAUAUAAUUUUCCAAUUAUCGUUUUGGGUUUUGAUUCA